Messenger RNA from Adineta ricciae, 2277 nucleotides. NCBI's taxonomy places the organism in Eukaryota, Metazoa, Rotifera, Eurotatoria, Adinetida, Adinetidae. The record is from the annotation of a GenBank genome assembly.
AUGGGUUUCAUCACUCGUCUUCUAUUCUUUUCAUUACCAUUGCUAGUCCAAGGAAACAUAUGUAACGAACCAGUGCGUCUCAACAGUCGACAACAGAAAUCGUCGCUCUACUGUUCAUCAUGUUCAAUACACAUCGGGGGACAAACUUCGUCGCCGAUAAUACAAUUAGAAAUGUCGUCAUUAACACAAUUAACAGGAAUCAAUGUUCAAUAUCCGAAUAAUGACGAUGAGGAGGACAACGAAAAGAAUUCUAAGAAAGGUUCGUAUUUUUUGGAAUAUCGACGAACGCAGGACGGGCCUUGGCGUGCGUAUGGUCAACGUCGACAACGCAAGAUCUUUAUCGAACGACGUCGAUUAUUCUUCAAUGAUAAUGAUAAUUCGAAUCGAACACGUACAUUUCUUCCAUCGAUUAUUGCUCGACAAGUUCGACUUAUCUUUCUUACAGCGUCGAUCUCUACCUGUGCUCGUAUUCAACUAUUUGGUUGUCAAUCGCAAAGCGGGUUAAUUUCUACACGUUUUUCUCACAAAUCGAUUCUAAAUUCCGAUGUCAAGUACGACGGUCUAAUUACAAAUACCACCGUAAGAGGUGGCAUAGGUACCCUAAAUGAUGGCGAUACUUAUCAAUUUCUUCGUUGGUCACCAUCACCCGAGCCCAUACUACUUCUCUUUGCAUUCGAUUCUAUUCGCGAAUUUCAUUCGAUUAAUCUUGAUCUCAAAUGUUCCGUACUUUUCUCUUCAAGCUGUGCGGUAAAAAUCAAUGUUGGAAUACUGGAUAUUGUGUCAUCGAACAAUAUUUGGACCAAUCGAUUUCAAUCGCUUGAGAUCGAAAAUAGUCAACAGGUUGAUAAUACAACGAUCACACAUUUAAUCUUAGCCGUUGCGAAAACAAAAGGUCAAUUUGUAAUCAUUCAAGUCAAUACAAAGGAAGGUUUAGCACUUAGUGAAGUAACCUUUCAUAAUCAAAAUGAAAAUAACGAAGAAGAUAUUGUUCCGUCGUCGAUCUAUAUCGAAAAUAAUCUUCGCCGAUUAGAAUCAAUAGCAUUAACUUCCAUUCCAGAUGAUAUCAAACUCUAUGGGAAAUUAUUGCAUGUCUUGUUAUUAAUCAUUGUGGUCUGUACGGUAUUAGCCAUAUUUCUCUUUAUUUCGUGUAUAUUCACACGCAAACAAAAAGAUGAACCAGAAGCAAUAGUAGGAGAAACUGUUCGAAGCUUAGCAUCUGUAACAACAACGACUGACGACGAUAAUACUCAAAAUCAAUCUCAUGGCGAUGUUUAUUCUGAACUUGACAAUAAUGACAUAGUCAUAUCGAAUUGUUUGGAAUAUAUCAAUGCCGAAAAGAUUGUAAAUGAAAGUGCAAGAGCAACCAUCCGUGCAUUGCCAUCCUAUCGACAAUCAGCAGCAUCGCGUUAUUCGAUUUCGAAUAUUGUUUCUCUAACUGAGUGUUUCACAGAAAUCGAUUCAAGUGACAUCAUUAUCAUACAAAAUCUUGGUGUACAAAAUCAUCAUGAGUGUUUCUAUAGUGAAUACGGUCAAAGUAAAACACCUGUUAUUCUACUAGAAGAAGAAAAAAACGAGUUUUUCAAUUUGUCGAAAUCAAUCACUCACGCGAAUAUUGUCACUUGUUUUGGUUAUGUAAAUGUUUCACCUGAACGAUGUUUUCUUGUCAGUGAAUUUAGUCAAAUGAAUCUCUUCGAACAUUGUCAAACAUUAUUACCAGAGAAUAGUAGUACACUAACAACAUUAAUGGACUAUCUGAAUCAAAUCAUAUCAGCAUUAGUUCACAUUGAAUCGUUAAAAAUCAUUAUUCGUGAUUUAACAUUACCGAAUUGUCUAUUGUUUGAUAGUCAGACAAUAAAAUUAUCUGAUUAUGCUAAGAAAGAUGAUCGAUACAGUUCGCGAUAUGUCCAACAAAUUCCCAUUCGAUGGCUUCCGGGUGAUAUUAUUGCAGGAGAUGAAAAUUGGUCCAUUCAAACAACGAUUUUUAUGUUCGGUACACUUCUGUUCGAAUUAUUUCAUCUGGGUCUAUAUAUUCCAUAUCAUGAUCUGAACGACGAUGAAGUUCUUCAAUUUUUUCGCGAUGUUUGGUCGAAUUCGAAACAAAAUGGAAUCGAGCCGUCCGUGCUUUGUUUUGCCACGCACUUUCCGCGUCCGACUCUCUGCAAUGAUCGUCUCUAUGCAUUGAUUGAACGAUGUCUUUCCUGGUCUAGUUUAGAUCGACCGUCGUUCCGAGAGCUCAGCUUAUGUUUGGAUGAAACAGCAACUGUGUUAUCUCAAUGA